GGAAGUGCUUCCCAACGACUGCCUCGUCUUAAUAGACACACCGGAAACGUGCUCCCGACUAUCGGUCCGCCUGCGCCGCCGGCCAUCGGUUCCGCUUCGCGGCCCGGAAGUGCGGCCUUCAAGUUGACAAGCGAGAAGCGGCCACUACAGAUCCUGCUUGCCUGAGGAGUCUGAGAUGGCAGCGACAGAGGCAGUGCACCACAUCCACCUACAGAACUUUUCCCGCUCACUACUGGAGACCCUCAAUGGGCAGAGGUUAGGCGGUCACUUCUGCGAUGUGACUGUGCGCAUCCGUGAGGCUUCUCUGCGCGCGCACCGCUGCGUGCUGGCCGCAGGCUCACCCUUCUUCCAGGAUAAGCUGCUGCUUGGCCACUCAGAGAUACGUGUGCCACCGGUGGUGCCUGCGCAGACGGUGCGCCAGCUGGUCGAGUUCCUGUACAGCGGAUCGCUGGUGGUGGCACAGGGCGAGGCGCUGCAGGUGCUCACAGCAGCAUCGGUGCUUCGCAUCCAGACGGUCAUUGACGAGUGCACGCAGAUCAUCGCGCGUGCCCGUGUCCCCAGCACCCCGGCGCCUCCCCCGCCUCUGCCACCACCUGUGCCCCCUCCACUUGCACCCGCGCAGCUGCGCCACCGUCUGCGCCACUUGCUGGCUGCCCGUCCCCCGGGUCACCCCAACGCCGCGCACAGUCGCAAGCAGCGUCAGCCCGCGCGUCUGCAGUUACCUGCACCCCCGGCACCCAUCAAGGCCGAGGGGCCUGAUGUGGAGCCAGCGCUGACUGUCGCCCCUGAAGACAGAGGUGAGGAUGAUGACGACGAGGAGACAGAUGAAGAAACCGACGCUGAAGAAGGUGAAGGUGGUGGUGGCCAGGUUGAGGGCCAGGUGCCCCCUGCCUUCCCUGACUGUGCAGGGGGCUUCCUUACCGCUGCAGCUGACAGCGUUCGUGAGGACCCACCUGCAUCCACUGGCAUCACCGAUUAUGGUGGUGCCGGGAGAGAUUUCCUUCGGGGGACUUCAGUGACCGAGGAUGUGUUCCCAGAUAGUUAUGUGUCCGCUUGGCAUGAGGAAAGCAGCGGGGGUCCUGAAGGUUGUCCUGUGGAAACCUCUGCUCCACCCGACUGUGCCUUGGCUGGGCCUCGCCCAACGGGUGUGAAGACCCCCGGCCCCCCUGUGGCUCUCUUUCCCUUUCACCUGGGUGCCCCUGGUCCUCCAGCGCCAACACCUUCUACUUCAUCGGGGCCAACCCCUGCGCCCCCGCCCACCUUUUACUCCACCCUCCAGCCAGAUGCAGCCCCCAGUGCUCAGCUGGGAGAAACCCCAGCUGUGCCUGCCGCCCCGGCUGCUCAGGCCGCAGCCGUCACAGGCACUCCUGGGCGAGCCGCCGGUGUCCAAGCUGAGCAACCGGCCUAUGAGUGUAGCCACUGUCGCAAGACGUUCAGCUCGCGGAAAAACUACACCAAGCACAUGUUCAUCCAUUCUGGGGAGAAGCCACAUCAGUGCGCAGUGUGCUGGCGCUCCUUCUCGCUACGAGACUACCUGCUCAAGCACAUGGUUACACACACCGGCGUGCGAGCCUUCCAGUGUGCAGUGUGCGCCAAGCGCUUCACGCAGAAGAGCUCACUCAACGUUCACAUGCGCACACACAGGCCCGAGCGUGCGCCCUGCCCUGCCUGUGGCAAGGUUUUCUCACACCGCGCGCUGCUGGAGCGACACUUGGCAGCUCACCCUGCACCUUGAUCGGGAUUCAGCUAUAAACCAAGGCGUGGCCAUGUGCCUUGGACUAGGUCCACUCCACCAAGAGGCUCCUGCUGCGGAGGACGGACCCUUUCCCUUCCCCACUCUGACCCCGUUUUCCCUGUGGACUUGGGACCCGGAACCCUAUUCCCUUCUACAUAUGCCCAGACUUACACCAUUUUCAGCUUGAGCUUGGCACACAGACUCUCGACACCCGAUGCUGGAUUUGUGCCCCACCCCCUGCCGGCUAUGGUGUCCAGGGCUGUCCUCUGCCCCAGUGCUGGGCUAGAAUUCUCUGACCUCACCCCCAGUUUGAGCCAUCCUUCCCUCAUUGGGCAUCUAUGGAGUCUCAGAUGAACCUACUAUGGGACUUUAG
Messenger RNA from Acomys russatus (golden spiny mouse), 2108 nucleotides. RefSeq names its product zinc finger and BTB domain containing 45 (gene Zbtb45). NCBI's taxonomy places the organism in Eukaryota, Metazoa, Chordata, Mammalia, Rodentia, Muridae. The transcript is spliced from 3 exons. Gene Ontology annotation, molecular function: protein binding. The coding region runs from base 176 to 1735 and encodes 519 amino acids. The record is from RefSeq and is a predicted model, not a curated record. Gene Ontology annotation, biological process: negative regulation of transcription by RNA polymerase II; regulation of cytokine production; regulation of immune system process.